Messenger RNA from Cuscuta campestris, 676 nucleotides. Lineage: Eukaryota; Viridiplantae; Streptophyta; Magnoliopsida; Solanales; Convolvulaceae. The record is from the annotation of a GenBank genome assembly.
AUCUUAUUAUAUUCAAUUUGAAUUUCCAUCCUUUUAAUUUUCUAAAAUCAUUUUAUUUGAAUUUUGUAAAUUUUUUGUUUCCGACUUUGACAUGUCUAGUUUCUAAAACUAUGGGUUAUUAAUUAGAAGCCGUGGAGACAAAUGAUGGCGAGUGCCAUCGCUGGUGCCGGCCAGAAUCGACGAUUUGCCUCUUCAACAACUCCUAGAUUUGCUCCCAGGACCAUAUCUGAUUCUCCCUCUGAGAAGACCAAAUCAUGGUUGACGACGGGAGACGAAAUACCUCUAUGGAUGAUGGGUGGAUUCGUUUCGGUGGUGGUGUUUAUGGCGGUUCACACAGCAAAGAAUCAAUUGAUUCAUUCUCCAUCGGUGCAAGUGAUGAAGAAGAAGAGAGAGAAUUUGGUGGAAGUUGAUGAUCCUAAAACUGUGGUGGGUUCCGCUGACAAAUUCGUUAACAAAUCUUUCUUGAGGAAGGUUGGCCAAAUUCAAGACCCGGAGACCCGCGUUCUAAAGGAUCCCACUCGUCCCGAUCCUUUCACCAUUCCAAGAAAGUAUGACACUCUAAAUUUCGUGGGAGUUGACAAGUGAAUUAAAGAGAUGGAAGCAUAAUAUGUUUCUUCUUCUUUUAAUAGUAUUCCUUGAAUACAUGGGGAAAUUUAAAUAAGCUAUCCUUGUAGAU